AUGGAACGUAUCGGGGAUGACAUGAUUUUUGAAGAGAUCUUAUCGAGACUACCUGCAAAGGCAGUUUGUCGUUUCAAAUGUGUUUCUAAACAAUGGUGUUAUGAGUUAUCUACACCAAAGUUUGUUUUAAUACAUACUCGACGAGUUUCAAACUUACCACAAAAGAAGCUGAUAUCCUUGAAUGGAAAUUCCAUUGUCGUUGACGACAUAGUAUCUGGCAACUUGGAAGUCGAUACCAGAAAAAUCGUCACUUUUCCAUACGAUGUCGAGCCAUCCUUAUUAAGCAUUAUAGGUUCGUUUAACGGACUUAUUUUACUUUGCAUUAGGAGGACUGAUUCCAAUGACCUCGUCCUUUGGAAUCCAACGACUAGGCGUUUUAAGUUGAUAUCGGAUGACUAUUUUAGUCGUUAUUUUGGUCGACACAACGAUACGGGUGGGAUGUACGUUGACGAGCACAACGAUCUGAAGGUGCUUCAUAUUAACUGUUACUGGGGGACAGUUACUGCUCGUGUAUAUUCACGACAUAGUGGCUCAUGGAGGAAGUUGAAUUUCUUGAAAGGAUCUAUGUUAGGUUCAAACUUUUAUUCAUGGUCUCCUGGAAUUUAUUCGGGAAAAACAAUAUACUUCACUGUUUCCAAUUACUGGAUUCCACCUGGUGAAAGGAACAUUGUUGCUUUUGAUGUUAUAUCUGAAUCCUUUAGUAUACUUCGUUUUCCUGAGCGUAUUGAAGUCAAUCCUUGCCAAGCACAUUUUCUAUCAAUUUCCAACAAGCUACAUGUCAUUGUCGUUCAAUAUGCAGGUGAACUAAUUGCAGAUUUGGUCAAGUAUGAGCAGAAUGACUGGAUCAAUGUCUUUUCUUUCAAUAAGGCUCGCAUAGUUGAACAUUUGGAGCCGCAGGAAAGGACAAAUAUAAUUCAGGACAACAGGUGGUUGAUAACCAGUAUUUGGGGAGAUACUGUUGAAGUUAUCCUUUGCAACGAUUCUUUGAAGUAUAUUCAACAUGUUGACUGCUACAACGGACCGAAAGGCGCAUUAUUUUUCGAGACAAUCCUUUCGCCUUUCAGUUAG
Molecule: messenger RNA, 1068 nt
Organism: Helianthus annuus (common sunflower)
Lineage: Eukaryota; Viridiplantae; Streptophyta; Magnoliopsida; Asterales; Asteraceae
Product: F-box/kelch-repeat protein At3g06240-like
Exons: 1
Coding region: 1-1068 (355 amino acids)
Molecular function (GO): protein binding
Source: RefSeq, a predicted model, not a curated record